Messenger RNA from Trichomycterus rosablanca, 1239 nucleotides. It is a transcript of the gene prmt8a, whose product is annotated as protein arginine N-methyltransferase 8-B. Gene Ontology annotation, cellular component: plasma membrane. The record is from RefSeq and is a predicted model, not a curated record. NCBI's taxonomy places the organism in Eukaryota, Metazoa, Chordata, Actinopteri, Siluriformes, Trichomycteridae. Gene Ontology annotation, biological process: peptidyl-arginine methylation. The coding region runs from base 1 to 1239 and encodes 412 amino acids. The transcript has 11 exons. Gene Ontology annotation, molecular function: protein-arginine N-methyltransferase activity.
AUGGGAAUUAAACACUCCUCCCGCUGUUUGCUCCUAAGGAGGAAAAUGGCGGAGUCGGACAACCCUGAGCAACCUUGGUCAUCACAACAGCCCUUGAGCGCAGCAACGUCCCAGUCAAUGCAGCCUUCUCCUCUGCCUAAACCAGUGCCAUCAGUCAAUCAUGGUCCUCGACCCACACACAACUCACACAUACCUCACUCGGGUUCCCUGUCUAACUGCCCCGGUCGAGGCAAAAUGGCCAAGUUCCUCAAUCCAGAAGAGAUGACCUCCAGAGACUACUACUUUGACUCCUAUGCUCACUUUGGUAUCCAUGAGGAAAUGCUGAAAGAUGAAGUCAGGACAAUGACCUACAGAAACUCCAUGUACCACAACAAACACGUCUUUAAGGACAAGAUUGUGCUGGAUGUAGGGAGUGGCACUGGCAUCCUGUCCAUGUUCGCUGCCAAGGCUGGUGCCAAGCAUGUCUAUGGGAUUGAAUGCUCCAGUAUAUCAGAGUACUCUGAAAAGAUCAUCAAAGCCAAUCAUCUGGACAAUGUUAUUACCAUUUUUAACGGGAAGGUAGAGGAGACAGAACUGCCAGUGGAGCAGGUGGAUAUCAUUAUUUCAGAAUGGAUGGGCUAUUGCCUUUUCUAUGAGUCCAUGCUCAAUACAGUCAUCUAUGCUAGAGACAAGUGGCUGAAACCUGGUGGUCUGAUGUUUCCAGAUCGAGCUGCUCUCUAUGUAGUGGCUAUUGAAGACAGACAGUACAAAGACUUCAAAAUACACUGGUGGGAGAAUGUAUACGGCUUUGACAUGACGUGCAUUAGAAAUGUAGCAAUGAGAGAGCCAUUGGUGGACACCGUGGAUCCAAAGCAAGUGGUGACCAACUCUUGCCUUAUCAAAGAGGUGGACAUCUACACAGUAAAGCCAGAGGACCUGUCCUUUACCUCAUCCUUUAGCCUGCAGGUCCAGAGGAAUGACUAUGUCCACGGACUUGUCACCUACUUUAAAAUUGAAUUCACCAAGUGUCAUAAAAAGACAAGUUUUUCUACAGCACCCGAUGCACCCUACACUCACUGGAAGCAGACAGUCUUUUACCUAGAAGAGUAUCUGACUGUAAAGAAGGGUGAGGAGAUUGUGGGCACUGUCACCAUGAGGCCUAAUGAAAAGAAUGCACGUGAUCUGGACUUCACUUUCGAGCUGGAUUUUAAGGGACAGUUGAGUGAGGCUGCCAUCUUUCAUGACUAUAAGAUGCGCUAA